CUUAUAUAGUGGCCUUUAACACCCGCCUCCGAAAGACUGGUUGGCCGACCCUCGAAGAAUGUCGGCGUGGAUUGGCCGCGGCGGCUGCCUGUCAUCACGCUCGGGGCCUGGUGCGGCCUGUGAGGGACCGAGGGAGGCCAUUGCGGCUGGAGCGUCUCCGAGAGCUUGGUCAGGAAUCGAAGAGGCAGAGUGGCUCCCCCGAGGGCUUCCGAGGAGGUGAGGCGGGCGCCGGAGCGGGCAUGCUUGGGGCCGGACGAGCUGUGGGUGCGGCCGAGGGAUACCAGCGGGGCUGGCGCCGGGAGGAGGCUCCGGGGGGUUGUGGGUGGGUGUGGGGAGCGUGGCGGCGGCGGCGGCGACCCCCGCAGACGGCUGCGUGAUGACUUCAGCCCCCCUCCCCCACCCGGAGCUGCGGCUGGAAAGUUUCCCCGCCACCCCUUCCUCCUCCUCCUGCCCCUGGCGAGGGGGCGGCGGAGGCUCCCGCUUUAGGCCCCGGCCGGGUCCAGCCCCCCCUGUUCCCACCCCGCGAGCGCCCCCCGUUCCCACGACUCGUUUUCGUCUCCUGAGCAGCCGCCCGGGGAAAAGCGGUCUGGUGCCGCCCGGGGAGGGGGGGUCGUCUCUCAGGGGUCGCGAAACACGCAGGAGGUCCUUCCCACCCCGCUCCCGUGGCAUCUCCUCGCCUGACAGCAUUGGGCUGACCCGGCUUGGCUGGUACCUGCGCCUCUCUCGCCUCCCUCCUGCCGCUCACCCCCUUCUGUUGCCGCAGUGGUUCUCGUCCUUUGCGGUUUGUGAGCAGGAGAUGCCAGGGAUGGACCAGCCUCUUCGUGCUCUGACGCAGGGGUCGGACUGGAGGGUCCCGGUGGUGGUGGUGGUUUGCUAUGAGCUGCCACCCUCUCUAAACACUGGUCUGGGAGCAAAUCCCAUUGAAUCCAGCGGAGCUUACUUUUACUAAGCAGGCCCGCAUAGGAUUGCGUUGAUGGAAAACCAAGCCCCCCAGGAGCACUUUGGUCCUGCCCUCGCUAAGCUUUCAGAUGGGCGUUUUGCAACAGUCCUGGUACACAUUUUCAAUGCCAGAACAGAGCUAUCUAAUCUGUGCUAUGGAAGGUGGAGGUUAACAACCCAGCUCUGCACGUUUACUUGGAAGUAGAAGCCAUUGAUUUCUGUAGGAUGUACUUUCAAGGAAAUGUGUUUUGGAUUUCUGCCCAAGCUUUCUUUGAAUAUCCCCUGUCCCAUCACGGAGGCACAGUAAACUGUUCUAUUCUUAAAUUAUUGCCAAAGGAGAGAGGGAGAUCAACAAUUCAAGCAGGAGUUAUUGUUUAAUGUAAUUGAAUAGCACAUCUAGGUUGCCACUAGUGCUCCUCUUGAUGUCAUACUUCUCUGGAUAAGAAUGACUGUGCUUUAAAAUUAGUAUGGCGUACUGUCCGCUUGUCAAAUUGUUGAGUUUGAGUUGUGUUGGAUUGUGUAAUUAUAUCCCUCACAUAGAGAAAUUACCUUUUAAGAGAAGUCUGCUUGUUAGAUCACUUUUCCAUUUCAUGUGCCAACACAUAACUGAAAUUAUUAAGAAUGCUAGCUAAAAGUUGCCUUCUAACUUACAUGAUACUUGUUGGUAGCUUAUUUUGUUAAGAGCAUUUUUUUGGUCACAUAUAGGGAACAUGUUUUUCUUCUGCUUCAUUUUUUUACUAUUGCCCUUUAUACACCCCUUCUUACAUUUGAAAGUGCAUUAUUAUCGACCUUGUAUUCAUGUUCUUGUGAGAAGGGUCUCUGUUUAGUCUUUUUUUAAUAGAAGGGGAAGGUGAUUCUGGGGUAUUUUUUACUUGUUCAGAAUCAUGGAUAUUCAAAUCCAAUACAUUUUCUGUUAGAUAUAUAUUGGAGAUAGUUUUAAUGUCAAAUAUUGUUUUGGUACUGUGAUAUGUUAAACAUAUACUGAGUUCCUCUGAAAGUAGGUAGGAUGUAAGUUUUAAAAAGAAAUGUCCAUAGUACAGUCUAAGCAGCUGAUAUACACACUGGAACUGCACCUCUAACCUAAGAACAUAAGAUCAAACUAGAGGCCUGUCUCGUUCAGCAUUUUAUUCUCCCAGAAGUCAACCAGAUGCCUAUGAGAAGCUUACAAGAAGGAUAUGAGCACAUUAGCACUCUCUUACUUGUGACCCCAAACAAAAGAUAUUCAAAGGCAUACUGCCUCUGAUACUGGAGGUAAUGUCAUGAUCAUAUCUAGGAGCCAUUGCUCACCUCCCUGAAUUUGUCAAAAUACUUUUUAAAGCCAUCCAAAUUGAUGGCCAUCACUACAUCUUGUGAUAACAUUUCCCACAGUUUAACUAUGUGCUAUCUUGUUUGUACAUCACACUAAGCAAGAUCAUUGCUUAGCACAAAUGUGUGAGAGUGCAGACUUUCAAAGAGGAGAUUGAAGCUGCUGUAUUCCUCACUGGUCAUUCAACUGCUGUGCUAAGCUAAGCCUUGGUCAUCCUCCAGACUCAUGGUUUAGCUCUCCCAAUCAAAUCUUGAGCUGUUAAUCACAGGACAUACAUUGGUUACUGCUCAUGGUUAGUGUGCAGAGAACUAAAGCAUGAGCCUAGGUUCACAUGACACACUAAGCCAAGCCAUACUUUAACUCAACACAGCAGCAGAUUGACUAGAGAGGGGCAAAGUGGCUGUAAUGUCUUGAGAGUCCACACACUCGUGCAUUCAUGCUAAGCCAUAGAUUGGCAUAGUGUGGCAUUUGUACCAGAUCAAUUCAUUGCUUUUCUGUUUUGACUUUCCCAACAUUUAGCUUCAUUUGAUGAAAUUUUUCUAAGAACUAUGAGAUGUGCAACUCUGUCUUAUGCAAGUUCACUCAGAAGUCCCACUGAGUUCACUGAGAAUUACACUGAAGUGUGCAUAGGAUUGAAGCCAUUUUGUUUGUUAAUGUUUAGUUUAGAGCCACUUCGUAAGUUAUGUUUAUACACAAGUACAGUGGUACCUCUGGUUACGAACUUAAUUUGUUCCGGAGGUCCGUUCUUAACCUGAAACCAUUCUUAACCUGAGGUACCACUUUAGCUAAUGGAGCCUCCCGCUGCAGCCACGCGAUUUCUGUUCUCAUCCUGAGGUAAAGUUCUUAACCCGAGGUACUACUUCCCGGUUAGCGGAGUCUGUAACCCGAAGUGUUUGUAACCCAAGGUGUUUGUAACCCGAGGUACCACUGUACUGAACAUGGAUAAUAAUAUUUUGUGUUGUUGCUUUCCAGUAUAUUAAUCACGGCAAAAUUACAAAUGAUAAUUUAUAAAUGGGUUGCAUGUUAUUCCUACAGACAGAAGUCUAUUUCAUCUAAGAGAAACAUAAUUAAUAAGGUAGCCCUUACUUUAGAGUGCAUGUAAAACCACAGCCUAUGGAACUGCUAAUAUAUCUGUGGCAAAUAACCACGCUCUUUUUCUGUACAUGCAGUUAUGAAGACAAAAUGUAUAUCACGUUUCAGGAAGUAGUAGAAUUAAACUGAUGAAUUCUAAACUGGAGCAUUCCCUAUUCAUAUAUACAGUAAAUCAGAUUUAUUCAGGCAUUUAAAUAUUUUUUGGAAAGUGUUGCUAUCCUAAUUUCCUAGCCACACUGACAAUGUGCAUUAAAUAAAUCUGAAUUGGGUAAUAUUGGGAGCCUCUAUGUGCAGAUUUUCAUCAUGUGCAAAACAUUUUACAGUGACUAAAGUUAAUUUUUGAACUAUCUAAAAUCUAAUUCACUUCAGAAAAUUUCAGUUGCAUUGAGUUUUUAUUUUCCCUGCAAUAUAAGCCCUUUUAGUGUUAUUGCAGGGAUGCAUCAAGGUGCCCAAUCCCCUAGUAUUUCCUCAGUCAUCAAAUGAAAGACGCUUUGUACCUACAGCUAUAUGUGUGAAAGCUGUGUUGAUAUAGAUGUUGUUCUGUUUGCAUAGAUGGCAGCAGGUAAAGCUACUUGAUGCACCCCCAUUCCUGUAAUGCUCAAUGCAGGAGCAAUAAUGCCUGAAUAGGGCAAUGGUAAGAUAUAUAUUUGCUGCAUUUAAUUAUUCUAGAUGACAGAAAAGGCCUUCAAAUAUGUACAGGAAGUUACAACAGAGUAAAUGGAGGGAGAGGGGAGAAUGAGGAAGGAAAACAAAAGAAAAAAUAAGAGUAUUGUGCCACCUUUAAGACUAAUAUUUGUAUGAUACAAACGUUUGUUCACUAGAACCUACUUCAGCAUACAGAAAAUGCCUGUAUAAGACCAGAAAAGCAGCUAGCCAGAAAUCCUGUUUUUAUGAGCCUACUAAGAGGCUAAUAGAAAAAGAAAAAGGCUUCUAUCAGGUGGACUGGCAGAGGAGAAGGAGGACUCUCAACCCUUCCUUUGCCAGGUCUCUGUACUGGGCAAGGUGAAAGGACUUGCAUUCCUUGGUAGCCAGAAGAAAACAAGGUGAGCUGGAGAAGGAGGAAGGAUGGAAUGACCCUUCUCUCUUUUGCUUACCUCCCUGUAUGAAAUUCCCUGCCCAUGCCUGCAUGAAAAUUCUGCUUGCCUGUGGUAGCCAGACAAGACAGAAUGAUAAGUUUCACUUUUAAAAGAUCUGUUUUUUCACUCUUAUAAUCUCCCCAUAUGCUGUCAGAUUCUUUCUCAGUACUUCUACAGCUGCCUAUGUCAGUUUUAGACACUAGGGCCAAAUUCAACUAACCUGAUGUCCUACUGGCACACUAACUGCAAAUUUGUUCUGUAGGGUCAGGAACAUCCCCCCUUGAACUGUGGGUAGGUGGAGGAGAGGGUGGUUGUUGUUCUGGCAAGCAGAAAUGCUUGUGCUGAUGGAAGGAUCGGAAGAGGAAGGCAUUGAAUUCCUCCCGCAGAAAUUACUUUGACAUGCAUUAGACAUUUUGGGCCCACCUAUUAACAGAUGGAGGAAAAGAAAAGAUAAGGUGGCAAGCAUGGUCUUGGGCAGUAUUCUGUCUCAGUCAGCUGGUGGAUGAAUGAUUCUCCAUGUCAAAAUGUUACCAUCACAUAGAAAAACUAGAUUUGGUGAGAAGUGUUCAAUUCUAGUCUUCUCCUUGAUGUGCUAGUUUUCUUUGUGCAGGAUGAAGAGCUUUUAGUCAUUUAUGUCUGCUUCUGCAGCUUGGAAUGAUCAGGGGUGAGUGUCCAUGCCACCUCUGACUGAUGUGACAAACUCUUCCUCCGGAGCUUGGAGCUUGGAGCUUGGAGCUGGGGGUGGGGUGGGGAACUGUCCCUACAGUUGCAGCAUGCUUUGGAGACAUAAUGUGAAUAUUAUCUCUCCUGUAUUCAGCUCCAAGUUUGAGGGGACUGUUAAGCCUCAUUUGUAUUGUUCUGUGUUUUGGGGCUCUCCGAACACCUUGGAAGCACAACAUGGUAAGUUCCAGCCCCCUCCUGAACUUGGAUCUGGGGGCUGGGGUUUGUUCCUUGUCGUGGGCUGUAUUUUGUAGGUGUUCGGGGUACCUCAGAAGUUCAGUGCUACAUCAGAGCAAGACUUGCUAACCACUGCAAAUGGAACAGUCCACAAAACUUAAUAUCAGACACACUGAUUAUGAUAACUAUGCCACCAUUUUGUAAAUAUUCCUUGUUUAAUAAAGUACCAUGCAUCUGUUGGCCUUUUGGCCAAAUCUUCAUCAGAGAAGGGCUGAACAACUUUAACAGUUGUAGAGACUGAAUGACCACCACAGCAAAGGGGAAGUACUUUGUAAUGUGCAUAAAUGCGAUUCCUCUUUCUCUUUCCCUCACCAGUUUGUUUAACUUGGUGGUCUUCUACAGUGGAAUCUAUGCUUAAAACAGUGGUGUUCAAUCCUGCUUGCAGAUACCUAGCCACUGAAGAUAAUGAAAAAGUCUGGAUAAAUCCCUAGACUCAGAAGUAAGCCCCAAUGGGAUUUAUUAAUGGGCAAAAUAGGAUUUCAGCUUUAAGUAUACAGUUAAUAUGAAGACUGGUGCAGCUUUGUAAAAGCUUGAGAUUAUCCCCAGGUUACUACCAAAGCAUAGCCUUUGGUAACUGCCAGUGAAUGCUGUAACUUCCAGUCAAGUAGGCAGCAAAUAAUGUGUGGGUAAGAUGCUGGCACUGGAUUGAAAGUGUUAUGAGUGUUUAUUGCUGCUGGUUGUACUGGUGUGUGUGUGUAGGGCACACCACUAAGAUCUGACUAUUUAAAUUAUAAUGCCAAUUUUUUGCACUGGCUCUGUAUUUAGUGAGCUUUUUUGUCUUUCUUUUCUAUUCUAUCUUGCACGUAUUCUGCAAUGAAAUUCUAAUGAGAACCUUUGGUAGCAGUUGUCAUUUUAUAUUCCACUGUGCCUUAUUAGUUGUACUUUUUAUUGAUACUCUUUUUUGCAUUUGCUGUUUGUGUGACUCUUUUGGUGAUCCAGAGCAGGUAAGGAAUGUUAGAUAUGUGCCUGGCUGACUGUAUUGCAGAGAGAAGGGAUCAACGGAAUCCCAGGCAGGGUAAUAUUGACUCUUUGGAAUACACUGGGGGAGGGAUGAUGUUAGGGAAAGUAGGCAGCAGGCACUUGACCACACACACUUACCUGUCAAUAGAACCUAGGUAGUCAUACCAACCCUCCCAGCUUGAAGUGCUAUUGCUGAAUGCCAGGUAGGUGCAUAAUAAAACAUCUUAAGGUGCUGAUCAGGUAUGCAUUACGUAGAACUGGGUGAGCCUGACUGUCCCAGCUGUGCCUACCUGGUACUUAGUAUGACAAUAGCAAGGAUUGCAAAUUCUUUCAUUAGUAAUCCAGUGUCCCUGGGUACCAGGGUCAAGGGAAUGCACCUAGUGUUGGGUCAUGGAUACAGAACAGGGAUUCUCACCCCACUGCCCAACAGCUUCCUUGGCAGAGCUAGCUGGAACCACCUUAGUGGUGAUGCUAGGCACCCAGCUAUGUAUGUCCAUACCAUCAGAACCACAUGUAGCUGGAUCAGUGCUGAACCGGAGCCUAAAAGUGAUAAUAGGCUGGAUGAGGAUCAACAAGCUGAAUCUGAAUUUUGGCAAGACAGAGGUACUGCUAGUGAGUUGUUCUCUGGUCUGGGAAAUGUUUUUUUUUUUUUAAGAAGAAAGAAAAAGGUGAUCAUUGGACUACUUUGAAAAUACAGAUUUCCUUUUUUAAAAAAAUAAUAAUAUUUAUUGCAUUUUAAAGGGUUACAAAAAGAAAAAGUUAAAAAACAGCAUAUUUAAGAAAUACAAAACAUCACAUCACGAUAAUAUAAAAAAAAGAAGAAACAAGAAAAAAAGAGAAAAAAAGAAAAAAGAAAAAAUACAAUAAAUCUUCCCAUAACUUAUCUUUCAUUUGCUUAUUUCCUUGACCUCCUCACACCUCCCUUUUUUGUAUUCUAGUUCAAUUAGCUAUUUCAGCAAAUCCUUUCCAUCUUUUCCAGUUUUUGUCCUCUAUUCUAUCUUAAUAUAAUGUAAAUUUACUUUCCCUCCUUCACCAUUUAGCAAUCUAUUUUUCCUUAAUCCUUUAUAGCAUUUCUGCUAAAACCACAUUAUUUCAUUCCAACAUCCUUCUAACAUUCCUUAAUUUUACAAUGUUUCUGUAAAUAAACUUUAAAUUUCUUCCAAUCUUCUUCCACCAACUCUUCUCCCUGGUCUCGGAUUCUGCCAGUCAUUUCCGCCAAUUCCAUGUAGUCCAUCACCUUCAUCUGCCAUUCUUCCCGGGUGGGUAGAUCUUGUGUCUUCCAAUACUUCGCAAUAAGUAUUCUUGCUGCUGUUGUGGCAUACAUUAAAAAAAGUUCUAUCCUUUCUUGGCACCAAUUGGCCGACCAUGCCCAGGAGAAAGGCCUCUGGUUUCUUCAGAAAGGUAUAUUUAAAUACCUUUUUCAUUUCAUUAUAAAUCAUUUCCCAGAAUGUCUUAAUCCUUGGGCAUGUCCACCAAAGGUGAAAAAAUGUGCCUUCAGUCCCUUUACAUUUCCAACAUUUAUUAUCGGGCAAAUGAUAUAUUUUUGCAAGCUUGACUGGUGUCAUGUACCACCUGUAGAUCAUUUUCAUUAUAUUCUCUCUUAGGGCAUUACAUGCCGUAAACUUCAUACCUGUGGUCCAUAACUGUUCCCAGUCAGCCAUCAUAAUAUUAUGUCCUACACCUUGUGCCCAUUUGAUCAUAGUUGAUUUCACCGUUUCAUCCUGAGUAUUCCAUUUCAACAGCAAGUUAUACAUUCUUGACAAGUUCUUAGUUUUGAGAUCUAACAGUUCUGUUUCCAAUUUUGAUUUUUCCACCUGGAAGCCAAUUUUUUUAUCCAAAUUGUACACCUCCAUUAUUUGGUAAUAAUGGAGCCAAUCUCGCACUCUAUUUUUUAGUUUUUCAAAACUCUGCAAUUUUAAUCUGUCUCCCUCUUGCCAAGGAUGCUGUUUCUGUUCCAAACAUUGCAAAUUUUGUAUAAAAUGGAUUGUUUCAAGAAGUGGCAGAGAGAUAUUUCUAGAUUUGUCUGGCAGGGCAAGAAGCCCCAAAUAAAAUUUAAGAUAUUAACUGAUGCUAAAGAAAGAGGUGGAUUUGCCCUGCCAGACCUUAAACUUUAUUAUGAAUCGGCCGCGUUUUGUUGGCUGAGAGAAUGGCUGCUUCUUGAAAAUACUGAUGUGUUGGACCUAGAAGGUUGUAACAACGUAUUUGGGUGGCAUGCAUAUCUGUGGUAUGAUAAGAUUAAAGCACAUAAAGCGUUUAAAAACCAUAUUGUCAGAAAAGCACUGUUUAAUGUCUGGAUAAGAUAUAAGGACUUGCUUGAAAAUAAAACCCCAAGGUGGCUGUCACCAAUGGAAGCGAAGGCUCAGAAAAAGCUCAAUAUGGAGGCCAAUUGGCCGAAAUAUUGGGAAAUUUUGGAAAAUACAGAUUUCCUUCCCCCUGAAAAAAGGUGGAUUUUCAAAGGAUAUAAAAUCCACACAUCACCAUGAUGAGACUGUGCGCAUUAAACCUGCAGAGGAAAUAAAUUGAUAUGUCCCUCCCUACAAAUGGCUACCUCUUUGGUGUUUCUGUUCACCUAGACUUAUGCUUGAUUUGAUUAACCUGAUCUAAGUCAGAGGUUUGUGUUGUUGCUGUGCUGUUUAUUGUGUCUAUUUAUUAAACUUUCAUUUUUACAUACAUACAGUAUGAUAUUAUUUUGGCUGAUGGAUUGUUUUUAUUUAUUGCUGUAUAAACUGCUUUGUGAGUUUGUAUGGUGAAAAAUGGUCUACAAAUGUUGGAAACGAGUAACAUAAAUAAAAUGGGGACUUCAAAGUUUUUAUACCUCCUGAGACCUCAGUGUAACAAUAUAUUGACAGCUAAUUUAAGCAAAUUCUGUUAUAUCUAUUGUACAGUGCUUUACAAGUCCGUGCAUAAAAACCAGUGAUUUUUAUGGGAGUUUUAUUAAUCCCAGAUUUAAGGACACUCCCUCAGUUCCGAGGAAAGGUUCUGUUACACAAAGUGAACACUCUUCCCCAAUUCCUGGAAUAUAGGGAGUAGCCUGGAGAGCCAGCUGUCCUCAAUACUGUGAUGCUUCUCCACAGUGUGGUGUUAGUGGCAGCUGUUCUCUUUCUUUUCCCUCAACUUGGAGCUAGAAUUUAAGACUAGGUGUGGUAAAAGAAACUCUACUUGCAGGUAGCCUCCAUAUCAUUUACUGCAGAGACUGAGCAUGGACUAGUACUCUCUUUCCUACCAGAGAGGGAAUAGUCAGUCAUUAUGUGGGACGCGGGUGGUGCUGUGGGUUAAAUAAACCACAGAGCCUAGGAAUCGCCAAUCAGAAGGUCAGUGGUUCAAAUCCCCGCAACGGGAUGAGCUCCCGUUGUUCGGUCCCUGCUCCUGCCAACCUAGCAGUUCAAAAGCACGUCGAAAUGCAAGUAGAUAAAUAGGUACCGCUCCAGCAGGAAGGUAAGCGGCAUUUCCGUGCGCUGCUCUGGUUCGCCAGAAGCGGCUUAGUCAUGCUGGCCACAUGACCCGGAAGCUGUACGCCAGCUCCCUCGGCCAAUAAAGCAAGAUGAGCGCCGCAACCCCAGAGUCGGCCACGACUGGACCUAAUGGUCAGGGUCCCUUUACCUUUACCUUUAUGUGGGUGAGGUUUUUAAUGAAUGGGGUUGGAUUAAUUGAUCCUCUUUUUGUUUCUCUUGAAAUAUUUGUUGUUGUUGUUCUCCAUCCUCAUCGCACCUGACUCUGGAGAAGGACCAAAAAAAAAAAAAAAAGGGAAAAGGGAAAAGGAAAAAGGAAAAAGAAAUCAGCAUCCAGGUCUAGUAUAUUUGUCUGGCUUGGCAAAUAGCACAGCUAGGCUAUGUAAACACCGCAGUUUAAAGUGGAUUAGAUGCACCCCAUGUGUGCAACUUCUUUGCAUCUUCACAUGGUAUUGUCUUUAUCCAAGUGGCAACCUCCACUUCCCCACUUUAAUAAAAAAAAAUUUAUUCAGAAGUUACAACACAGUACAGUUACAGUACAAUAAUUUCAAGUCUGCAUUCAUGCUACAAUUGCUACCUAGUGUUUGUAGUGAUUUUAAAGCAACUUUGCAAUGGUUUGAAGGGGAAAAUAUCUAUAGCAUGCUGAAGCCUGGGCCACGCAGGUAUUCUGCAAGAUUGAUUAACUGAUUGAAUGUACUUCAUAAAAUUUAUACACAACUUGAGUGUUUAAAAAAACCCCUCAUAGCAGUUUAUAAAGAGAAUAAAACAAUAUAAUUAUCAAUAAAAGCAAUAAAAACAACUUUAAAACUUUCAAAAGAUAAAAUCAGUAAUAAACUAAAAACAGAUUAAAGCAUAUAUGUCUGGGUAGGCUUAUAUAUACAAAAAUGUUUUGGUUCUUAGGGUACUUAAUGUUUUUUUUUAAAAGACAUAUGGGCUGCAAUUUCAGAAGCAGUGUGAGCCUUGUCACCCCACAUUUUUGAAGCUGAUGCCCUGCCUCCAAUAUAUUCAGCUGCUUCUAGUAAACAUCUAUCAUCUGAAGGAAAGCUGAAAUACACUUGUUUGGCUUUGAGCACCUUUUUCUUUUAACUUUGUGUGCUUUGUGUGGCUCACAGACCAUAUGUUGCCCACCUGAAGAUUGGAGGUUAUGUUUUACUUUUUACACCUAGACAUGAAAGGACUUGCUUUUACUGAAUGUGCCCAGUUCUGAACAGAGAAACAUCUAUGUUGGCUAAGGUAUAUAUAUGUGUGUAUUAUGCACACAGAUGUAAACACUCAGAAACUGACUUAUUGGUAUCUAUGCCUGGCAACGGAAACUGAGUGUAUAUCACUGUCAAAAAUACAUUUUCCCAGUUCUGUAGUGGAAUGUAAUAAAACAAUUUUGAACAUUUCAACAGAAAGAUUUAACUUGUUUAAAUUGUAUUUUGAAUAAAUAGUGAAAUAUAAUCUAAACUCUUUAGUGAGGCUGUUUUUUUUUUUAUUAAACUUGUAAAUUUUGGUUUCCAUUUUGGUUACUUUACUAUAGUAUAGUAUAGUAUACUAUAGUAUAAGCCAACUAGAUUAAAGCUCUGCUACUUACACAAAUGCAAUAUUUAAUAAACACUAAUCAAAUUUACCAAAAGUUUUGGUCAUAUGUAUUAAUGAUUUAUAAGAGAGGCUGAUUUGGCAUCAGAUUAAAGUUUUGAAUUUUCAAUCUCCUAUUCCUUUCUUACUUUCUUUUUCAGGCAAACCGCAGUUUACCUGUAGAUCCAACUAUGCUAACUGUGGUUUGUCUUUCCUUCCACACCAGAACUUUAAACCCACCAAUUCUGCAUUGGAGGGCAAGCACAAUCCAUAACCUGCCAAUUUGGAUGUUGCAGCAAACUAUAGCUGGCUUUGACUUGAUAACCAUACCAUGGUUUGCUAUGUGUGAACCAGCUGCAAACGUAUAAUCAUUUGGAAAUGUGAGUUACUGGUACUUCAUUGCAUGUUCUUUUUUUUCUCCGUACCCUAUAACUUUUCUUGAAUAGAGCGUUGAAUCCAGUUCAUAUUAAUGAUACUUCACAUAAUAUGUUGAGGUUGGUGGAGGAAGGGGAAGAAGCGAUGAUGAUGAUGAUGAUGAUGGGACCAGAAAGGCUAAAGAAGGAAAGUUUAACAUAAAUAUUUCCAUGAAAUUCAGAUAUGACAGGAGUAUUUUGAGGUGGUAUACAGUUGGGCAGGUUUCUUCAAGUCAUCUAGGCCUUAUUGCCAACUUAAAACAUUGUUUUGGCAUAGUAUAGUCUAGUGGUAUUCACCAGCUUCUGCAAUUAAUUUUAUUUUCCAAUCCUUCUGUAUUAUGCAUGUUGUGGAUAUAUAAUUAACUUGAAACACUGUCAAGUUUCUUGAGAUGUUUGUUCACAUAAGUGCAGUCUCUCGUGUAAUUCACAUUAACAUUAGAUAUAGCUUGUCAUCUUAUUUUUAAAAGCCGUUUAAAGCUCCUGCUGCCUGGAUUUGUUUUGAAAUUUUGCAGCACAUUCCCCUAGCAGGCAGUGAAAUUUCUGUAGUUGGCACAGUGAUCCAAACAAAACAGUCUGUUUGGCUGAGGAUAACUUCUUUUUUGUUUGCUUCUAGUGCUGUAACUUAAUUCUCUCCUCCCCACACAGAUACUUAUUAGUAUUUUACAAUAUUUCUCAUAUUCCAGCAAGCACAAUCUAGGAGUUCAAACAUUUUCUGCUCACCAAACGUCCCACCAAGAAGUACAAAACAACUGCUGUGGAAGCAGAAAUCUCUCUACCUCCUGCAUCUGAACCAGGGUGUGGGAAGGAAGAUGUGUUUUCACGCAUCUUUUACAACAUGAAAGCACUGGCAAAGCACCUGCUGAUCAUCUUCUUAGUCUUCUGCACAAAAAAUGUAUCUGGAUUUGGGACCAUUGGUAAUAAUAAAGUAGGAGUGCAAACAAACAUCAUACAUGACAUUGUUUGACUUAACAUAUUUACUGAAAAGUAAGUCCCAUUAAAUUAAAUGGACCUUAUACUCCCAGAUACAUGGGUUCAAAACUGAAGAGUUGUGGGUUAAGAAUUUCAUUCAAAAAAUGUAUAACUUGAUAGCAGAGGUGGCGGACAUUGGUUUGCGGCUCUUUUGAGGGCUGUAUGCCAACCUGAGCCAAUUUAACUCAUGCACACAAGCUUGCACAUGCGUGCACACUCACUCAGGACACACAAACUCAGAAGGAGGAGGAAUAGACUUAGUUCAGGGAGUUGGACUUGAUGGCCCUUGAGAUUCCUUCAAACUUUACAAUUCUCUGAAAUAAGUACAGUGGUACCUCAGGUUACAUACGCUUCAGGUUACAUACGCUUCAGGUUGCAGACUCUGCUAACCCAGAACUAGUACCUCGGGUUAAGAACUUUGCUUCAGGAUGAGAACAGAAAUCGUGCUCCGGCGGCGUGGCGGCAGCAGGAGGCCCCAUUAGCUAAAGUGGUGCUUCAGGUUAAGAACAGUUUCAGGUUAAGAACGGACCUCCGGAACGAAUUAAGUACUUAACCCGAGGUACCACUGUACUGAACAUAAGUGAAGCGCGGACAGGCAACACACAUAAACAAAGAAAGAGAGGACAGACAGUGACACAAACUUAGCAGUGUCUUUGCUGUCUUGGACAGCUUUGGUGUAUGAGGGUCAUCGGUUGCUCCAGUUCUUCCUUGGGGGGGCAAAAUGUUAAGGAUUAAUGUUAAUGGGUUAAUUCUCUAUGAAUCAGCAGAGAUAACCCAUUCCGCACCAUGCACCUGCAGGCAUCUUGUGACUCUCUUAUCUGUGCUAGUGGACGGAUUUGGCAAGUGACUUUGUGUAUAAAAGGGCUCAAGGUUAUAGCAUACUGUGUGGGUCAUGGUAGGAGAAUUGCUGAAGGCUAUCUGUUGGAACUACGGAUUCAAGUGAAAACUUUUUGAAAAGAUCGUCUGAGGAAGAAGUUGGAAAAUUUGUGGACUUCAGAAGUUAGAGAACUCUUAUCACAGGCAUCCCCAAACUCUGCCCUCCAGCUGUUUUGGGACUACAACUCCCAUCAUCCCUGACCACUAGUUCUGUUAGGGCUGAGUUUGGGGAUGCCUGUCUUAUCAGCUGCAGGACUUUGAAAGCAACUGACCUUAGGACUUGACUGUGGACUUUAACACAACAAGGACUUUGAAGCAAAGAACCCUCUCUGGGCUCAGAGAGAGAAUGCUACUUGUAAUGUUUGUAAAUAGUGUGUGUCCGUAUGUCAGUAUUAGCCUAAUAAAAACAACUCUCCUAAAUGGCUGUUUUCUGCAGUGAGCUUAAACGGCUUAACUGAAGCUUUUUCAGCGCCAACACACAACACCCUGUUGUCUCCUCCUACUUCAUCAUUGCCAUGGGAAGGAGUAAGAAAGCCUCCUAUGUUUGAAAAGGCACCCUUCUCUAUCUGGUGUGGCACCACUGCUAGAAGAUUUUAGAUAAGAAAUGGAACAGAAUGCUUCUUCCUCUGUUCCAAGGCACUUGAAGACAUUCUACCCAUGGAACUGACUGGAAAAGAAUGGUGCUGUGCCAAAAGGAGAAGAGGUAGACUUCUGGACUCCAUGGGGCAGCCACUUGCCUAUUGUUGCCUGUUACUUGGGAGAGGGCAGGAAACCCACACAGAAUAGGACAUGUGUGCACAGGAAAUGCUAUCUCAGCUAAGAUAGCAUUGCACUGAUCAGUCAUUCUGCUAAAAUCACUUUUGGAUCAUCCAUUAUGCUCGUCAAGUCUCUUAAGUUAGUCAUCUAAAUGCACAUCAUGCUUUGUUCUCUCAGUGGUUGUCUAAUUUCUAAAGAGAAAUGCUGUUGGCAGCUUUGGGUACAUAUUUAUAAGAAGUUUCACUUUUUUUGGUUCUCUUUCUACAGAUCUUGAAAACUGCCAAAUCCUGGGAGGUAAACUACAUGACACUACAUCAUGAGCGAGAGUAAAUGUGACAGUCAGUUUUACAGUGUUCAAGUCUCAGACUCGACAUUCACUGUACUAAAACGUUACCAACAAUUGAAACCUAUUGGCUCUGGGGCUCAAGGCAUUGUAUGGUGAGUAGCUACUUACUGGAGAAAACUAGUAUAAGCAUCAAACUGUAAUAUCACCAAAAUUUUGAUCAAGGACUCAAAACAAAGUAUUAUUAUUAUUAUUAGCCGCCCAUCUGACUGGGUUGCUCCAGCCACUCUGGGCGGCUUCCAACAAAUUAAAAUACAAAACACAGUAAAACGUUAAACAUUAAAAUCUUCCUUAUAUAGGCGUGCCUUCAGAUGUCUUCUAAAAGUGAGGUAGUUUUUUAUUUGCUUGACAUCUCAUGGCACAUACCUUAAUUCCACACAUACAUAGAAACAACAGAAUCUAAACAUUAUUUUGAAGUACAGUACUGUUCCGUGAUGAAGUUGAAAAUGAACAGAACCUUUAAAAAGUCCUGUGUCAGAAUAAGAGCUCAACUAAAACAACAAGUUGAUUAAAGAAAUUAUGUAAUCUUAACACCUAGAGAAGAAUUGUCUCUUAGUUUUUGACUGAGAUAUAAAUGCACCUGCCUUUUAAGAAAUUUCUAACUAUACUUUGACUAAUGGAACAGGAUGAAACGCUUCAUGCGUGGAGGUCUAGUAAUUAGUCUAGUAAUAAGAUCUGAUUUAUUUUUGAUUGAAUAAAGUAGAACUCGAGAGGGUUUUCAUUUGUGCACUUUGCCCUUCACCUAAAACAAGAAGCAGUUUCUUUGGGGUAACUGAGCUUGUCUGUCAUAUACCCUGACACCCAUGGCUCUGAUUUUAAAAAGAUGCAAUUAAGAUGUUUCUGUUUUAACUUUUCAGUGCUGCAUUUGAUACAGUUCUUGGAAUAAAUGUUGCUGUAAAGAAAUUGAGUCGCCCUUUUCAGAACCAAACACAUGCAAAACGAGCUUACAGGGAACUUGUGCUUCUAAAAUGUGUCAAUCACAAAAAUGUGAGUAAUGUUAAUUUAUAUUAGAAACAAGUAAAUGUAAAAUAAUAAUUGAAUGAAUGUCAAGAUGAAUCAACUGGAACUAAAGCCAUUAUUCUGUGAUUCAAAUAAUUAAAUAAUUGAGCGAGAGAUCAAUUUUUGCUCUGUCCUGUACCUCCUGUAAUGAAACACUGUAGUUGUUUUAGGACUAUUUCCUAAUUGCAAUGUAGAAGACUAGUUAUUCAUAGUUUGUCAUAUUUCUUUGAAAAGCUAACUAAAUUUGGGUUUUUUCAUGCAGGUCUCUUUGUGGUCUUUUUGUUGUCUGUGGUUGGCUUUAGGUAACAGUUCCUUGGAUAGGAAUGAUCUAUGGCUUACACCACAGAUUGGCAACCAAUAUUUCUAGAAAUGUAUUAAAAAACAGUCCAGUACAGUAUGUUUCUCUUUAUGACCAUUAAAAUGACCCUCGUACCUUCCAAUUUUACGAUUCUAUUAUUAUUAGCAGGCUUAUAAUGUAUAUUUAGUAGCAUCCACACUUCUUAGUAACCGUUAUGUUUUUCUUCAAAAAGCAGUAAAAAAACCCCUUAUCAAUAGGGUAUUGAUCUCUUUCCACUGAAUAUUUGAACAGGCAAUGUGGAAAUGUAUUUUCUAGGCCUUCUAGCAAAAUAAUAUAUCACUGAGAUGCAACUGAGCUACUCCCAUAAUCUAAGAAUUGGCAUACUUCAAAACUCUGGUUAUUAAUUUUUCCAUGGAUUUAUUAUAAAAAAAGCUAUUCAAUCCAUUAAACAAAUAUACUUGAUUUAUCUCAUUUAUGUUGAAAUAUUGACUAUCCCUUAUGGAACUUGACAAAAAAAAUAGCAUUAUGCAAACUGAAUGAGGAUAGUGAGUUAGUUCUAAAAUAUUUGUGAAUCACUAUGUUAAUCUCAUUUUUUCUUGCUACAAAGCUUCAGGUAAAAAGUUAUUAAAUAAUCUGAUCUAUAUGCUGACAUUGCCAUGUACUGUUUGAUUUUUUUUUGCAAAUCAUUGUGAUGGUGAUUAUAAUUCUUUUAUUUUGGUUUUACAGAUAAUUAGUCUAUUAAAUGUAUUCACACCACAGAAGUCACUAGAAGAAUUUCAAGAUGUGUGAGUUUACUUUAUUGUGUUUUCUUGAUAAAUAUCCGUUUUAAGAUUUUAAGGCCAGAUUCUUGAUGUUCUCUGCCUGAAAGCAGUUGGCCUAUAAAUGAUUUUAAAAAUAUAUUGUGCUUUUUGGAGAAAAAUGCUGAAGCCUUCUUGGAAGCAUUGAGACUUAUGAACGAAACAUGACACUCCCCCCAAGUGUUCAUUUCAUCAUUAGGAGAUGGGUUAUUGUUUUGUUUUUGUUUUAUUAUGUGUUCUCAUUUUGUAUUUUUAUGUUGUGAACCGCCCUGUGAUCUUCAGAUAAAGGAAGGUAUCCAAAUUAAAUAAAUAAAAUAAAAAAUAAAUUUUACUGGCCACAUAACUGACAUUGGGGAGAGGGAGUUGCUUUGUUUAUUUUCCUUUGCCGAAAGAGCGGUCAAACCAGUAUCCUGACAAUAUUUUCAAACUGAGAUGUGAACUAGUGUCAGUUGAAGUUUUGCCAAUUAACUUCAGUGGGAGAUUUGUACCCAAAGUAGUAAAGUAAUAGAUUAUUUGAGUCUGGAUUGCUAAGACAACAAAAUUGUACUACGUCCACUGUAAUUUCCAUUUUGCAUUCCCACAACAUGUUAAGCUAUGACUUACUGGGACUGUGCAGACUUGUGGGCUCCUAGACCACCCAUGUCUUUUUUAUGCUCUCACCCAUGUUGAGCUAAGCUAAGGUCUGGCUUAGUUUGUUGUCUGUACCUGAGCUUGUGGUUACGAUCUCACAUUGCUAACCACAAGCUGUAGUCAACGUUUGCUCCUGUAAAAAAAUACUUUUUUAAAUGUUUCAGGUAUUUAGUUAUGGAACUAAUGGAUGCUAACUUGUGCCAAGUAAUUCAUAUGGAGUUGGACCAUGAAAGAAUGUCCUACCUUUUGUACCAGAUGCUGUGUGGUAUCAAACAUCUCCAUUCAGCUGGUAUCAUCCAUAGAGUACGUAGUGCUAUUACAAUUGUAUCAAUAACUGACUUUCAUUAAUUAACCUCAUUAAGAAUAUUCAGCUAUAUUUGAAAGUUUUUUUUUAUUUUUAUAAUGACAUGACAAUUAGGACUUGCCAUGUUCGAUCAGUCCCUUUUAUAUUCUCAUACAAGAGGGAAACAAAUGAUAUCCUGUGGUCGGGAAUUCUGAAGCUUAACCAGAUUUGUCGUUCAGUGCCCAGAACUGUUGGGUUUCCACUUCUCACUUUCUACUUUAGCUCAUUGCCCUUGCUGAAAAGCCUAGGUUGUCAUCCUAUACCCACCUAGCUAGGAGUAAGGCUCAUUAAACACAGAGAAACUCAGCUCUGAGUAGCCAUGUAUACAGUUGUACUAUAAAUUAACUAUACAGUGAAUUCUUAAUGAGUGACUGGACAUCAGCUUCCGCACAGCAGGAGCCUACACCCAUUAGCAAAGCUUCCACACUUGCCUGUUUGGGGGCAAGGAGGGAUUCUUUAAUAUUUACUCAUACAUAUUGUGCAGUAUUAUUUGCAUUAAAACAACUUCUAGGGACUGCUUAAUCUCAGAUGACCCCACCACAGGAAAGAUGCAUCCUGGUUCCUAGUGAAAAAGGAAGGACAAACUAUGGACAUUCCAAAGACUACAAAACAAGACAAAAGCAGGAGAGGGGAAAGCAACAGCUCUUUAUGGCUGACUGAAACACUGACAGACGGGAGUAGCUAGGCUGGCUCAUUUCACAGAAAUCACUUAGAUGGUACCUGCUUAUUUUGUUUCGUAACUUUCUAGGAGUGUGAAAGACUUACUUUUUAUUUUAUUCCGAGGAAACUCAAAAGUUUGGGCCCACUGCUUGCAGAUGACAGUGAAGGCAUUUGCGGAUGCCAGGUUGGCAAUGCCUGUCAUAUGUCUCUCUGUGUGUAAUUGGCACAAAUUGGCACCCUCCCCUCUCCUAUAAAACAGCAGCCAACUGUUGGGUGGGGCAAGAGCUAAGGAUAGAGCUCCCACAAACUUAGUUAUUCCCUCCUUCCAAUAGUAGAUGAAUUUCACUCUGGAGCCUCUUCCAGCCCCAAUGUGUUAACUGGGGGGAGGGGAAAGAAGGUACCAAGACUCCCCAUCCCAGAAACGCUUAAUCAUGCAGAUUCUCCCCCACCCCAAACACGGCACCACCCUAUAUAUUUUUUAACAUUUAAUUGAAUGUAUUUUUUUCUUAGGAUUUAAAACCCAGCAAUAUAGUAGUAAAAUCAGAUUGUACUCUCAAAAUCCUUGACUUUGGACUUGCAAGGACGGCAUGUACUAAUUUCAUGAUGACCCCAUAUGUAGUAACACGAUAUUACAGAGCACCAGAGGUUAUUCUUGGCAUGGGAUACAAAGAGAAUGGUAAGUUGCAGAACAGAAUUACGUCUUGUUGGGUACUUGACCAGUUGUUAGAUUUCUCUGUUUCUUGAAUGUAUUCUUAUUUGAGAACGGUGUGUAAUAGGCUUUCAAGCAUCGUGGGGGUAAUUGCCUGAGGCAGUGCUGCCAAGUUUUCACAGCCUAAAGAACUAGUUUUACCUUCAUAUCUUUUAAAAUCUUCCUAUGCAAAGAGAGAGGCAGCUGGUGAGGUAGUGGAGAAGGCACCGCUCAGCCACCACCAGCACUAAGCAUCCUCUGAGGGAGAGGGUCUCUGAAGCAGGAGGCACUGCUGGCUAGUCAGCCUCCUUCAUCCAACACCACCUCUCAGUAUACAGUAUGUUGAUAAGGCUGUGGAGAUUACCUCAUCUCCUAACUCACUGGCUACAACCUAUUAUCUAGGUUGCCAAUAUGGCAAUAAAAGGCAACGGUGCACGGUACUGAGUUUUUCUCUUGGUAGAGCAGAAAUGUGUAAUGUGUAAGCUCCCUUUUUUAUGUUGCCUCCCAGAUAUUCCAUUAUAAAAAUUAAACUCCAAAGGCUUAUGGAGGUUUUACUAAAAAAUACGCAGUCAGGAAGGAGACUAUGCAUAUGUAAGGACCUCAAUCUAGGAAACGCUAGUUCUGUUUAACACUCUUUCAAACCAGGGACUAGUUGGCUAUUAUUUCAGUUUAAAGAAUACUGUAUAAAAUAGUCUGUGGUGAAUUUUUUGUUUGGGUUAUUCUGAAUAGCUGCCAUGAAUGUUUAGUGUGUACUGAAAAUGUGUUUGUAGAUUUGUAACUUUUGUCCCUAUUACACCUAACAUUUAAUAGUGGAUAUCUGGUCUGUUGGGUGCAUAAUGGCAGAAAUGGUCCUCCAUAAGGUCCUGUUUCCAGGAAGAGAUUGUAUCCUUUAUAAGACUUUCAUGGACCACAAAUGAGAACAGUUGAAAAUAAGACUGAAGCAAUUUUUGAGGAAUUGCCAGACCUGCCAUAAUAUGGUGGCAUUAUAUUUUUAAUGCAAAAUGUUUCUUCAUCAAAAGUUAAAAUUUGCAUUUAGAUUAAAUGUUCUUGUCCAUGUUGUUCAACAACACGUUAGCAGUUUCAUUUUUUUUGCAUUGUUGUGUUUUUAAUGUAAAAAUGUUUUUGUUUUCCACUUUAGUUCACGACACUUCAUAAUUUUGUCAUUUCACUUUUACUUUCAGUUGAUAUCUGGUCAGUUGGUUGCAUCAUGGGAGAAUUGGUGAAAGGUUGUGUGAUAUUCCAAGGCACUGAUCGUAUCCUUCCCUAAUAAUUUUGAAUCUUAAUCCACAUUUACCAAAGAGUUAUUUCACUCACUUAUGGAUGCAAAAUAUGCUAAUCCCCUGCCCUCAUCUUUUUACUGAAUGGAUCUGCCACGCAUGUUCAAAAUUUGUGAUAUUAACCAAGCACUUAAACUUUUAUUCUCUUCUUUGUCCACAUUUAACUUCGGUAUUUGAACAUUAUUCAUUCUUGUUUGGAAUUUCAUUUUUUUGCAGUUUUAAUGGUGCUGCAAAUUUCCUUGAUGUUAUUGGCACUGUUUAAACUGAAAAUUCCACAAAAUUACUGCUCAAAAUUUAUUGUUUUCUCUUUUUUUGCAUUUCUCUGCACAAUGGAAAUAGUCUCACAACAGUGGUUUUGUCUUGUCAGUUCUUAAUCUUAUCCUGUUCUCUUCAAAAGGAUAGUGAAGGCAUGCAGGUUAGAAAAAUAUAAUUCCGAAUGCUUAAUUUCAUGAGAUUUUAAUGGUUGAUCAUGUGUUAACCUAAUAACACAAUUAAAUAGAAGAAGCUUGAAUUUUCAUUUUCUCAAUUUUCUCCCAUAUAUAUUAUUUUAUUCUCUAAAGCCUUAUGACCAACCUAACACAAUUCUUCAUGUAUGCUGUGUCUCUUUUGAGUUGCAUGUUAACACUAGUUUUCAUAUUUGCUGUCUUCAUAUAUCUGUGUUUCAUGCUUAACAAAUUUCUGUGCAGAAAAUGCAUCUUACUUGUUUGAGCUCCACCAAUCUAGUAUCUGUUUCCUCUGAUCAUUACGUUAUAUUAUUGGUUAAAAGUGUUGUUUACUUGAAAGUCAAUCUCAGGUGCAAUCACAGUCUCUUCAGAAAACACAUAAUUUAAUAUAUUUCAACCAAUACUGGUACUUUUCAUGACUGAGCAGAAAACUGAGAAGGGUCUUAGUUUUGACAUCCUAAUGCUUUCUUUCCCUCUUUAUACCCAUAUUGUUUUCCAUCUUUGUGAUUGACAUGGAAGCCAUGUAAAUAACUAUUGUCCCUAUUGAAAUAAGCAUUUGGUUGUUAGUUUAUAAUUUGGGUUUGCAGUCUGGUGACCUAGAAGAAAGUGGGGGAGAACCUUACUACUUGAAUCUUGCUUAAAAAUAAUCAGGCGGUUGUUUUGUCACAGUUGUUACACGCUCUCUCUCUCUCUCUUUAAACACACACACACACACACACACACACACACACACACACAGAGUGUAUUGUCAAACACUUUUCCCCCAGAAGUACGUAUGUGAAAGUUUCUCCUCAGUGCUUUGGGAUAUUAAAAAGACUAUGGUGUUCUCUGUUUGCAAUAUACAGUAUAGAUCUUAGGCACACCAAGCUAUCUGUAGUACCUUAUGCACUUCCUUUUUAAUAAUUAUUAGGACCAUGCAGCUCCAAUUUGGGAUUCUGAAGGAGGGUGAGGAAUGAGAAUGGUUUCUUCCAUUUUAAAUUUCAUUUGCUGCAAUUUAACAACUUGAGGGACCUUAUAGAAGGCCACAUUUAAAGGGACUUCCUCAUUAAUUUCUACUAGCAAGCACUAUCUAAUCAUUAUAUUUGCAUGUGGCCUCUUUGUUCCUAGAUGAGAGGCACAUUUUAAUAAUUUGGAUUGGGAUUAUUGAUACUUCUGGUGUGUGCGGUUGAAGAUUUAUGGUGAUGCCCCAAAAACCUCACUUGAUAUCCGUUUCUGAUUAAGCACUUGUCAGCCAUGUGGAACUUGAUUGUUUUCACCUACGGAGUUAUUCCAAAAAUAUUUAUUUCAUAUAGACUAAAGUUCUGAAUGCACCAGAGAGCAGAAACUGCACAAAAUUGUUGUUUUAAAAUAUUCUGGAAUUCAGUAAUGAAAUACAUGGUUUGUACACAGUUUUCUAAGGCUGCAGUUUUAUUUCCCUGAAAGUACAUCCUAUUUAAUUAAGUAGUAGUAACCUCUGAGUAGACAUGUUUUAGGACUGCAUAGUGAAUUAAGGUUCUUUUUACUCUAGAUUGGUGGAGUUCUUUAGUAAAAUCCAUUUAUCUAUGCAGAUCAAGAAGCUGUCUUUAUUUGUGCAAUUUAGCAUGUGAUGCUUUAACCUUUUAUAGUACUUGGUAUCAAAAUUCCAUCUAAAUGCAUUUGAUCAAGCAAGGAAAAACUGAGCAAUUAGCAUGUUCAUCUGUACAGAACAUACAGAUUCUUUAAAAGGAUACCUUAAUGGCAGCAGUGAUGUGGCUUUUUUAUUUGGAAAACUACGGAAAUAUGCACUGUACUGUAAUAUAUAUCUUCAAGCUAGAAGUAUUUUUUUCUGAUGCUUUAGAGAGCUAGCUAAUUUAGCAUAUUUUGCUUGCAUUUAGUAAACAAGGCUUAACACUUUGAAAUUGCCAAGCUUGUAGUUGCAAUUGACAUCCAUUGAUUGUUACUAAAGAAUUUAUGAAAUUGAAUUUUUUUUUGGCCAGCAUACUAAAUUUAAGCUAUUGUAGUAACUAACAUAGAGAAUCUUAUAAUGGGAUUUUAAAUAUGUUUUUCACUGUGUCUUCAGUUUAAUCGUACAUCUGGAUUUGCCUUUAUGAAGCCCACAGAAGUACGAUAAGACAUGAUAUUGGACAUGUCUUCUCCUCCCAAAAAGAGAAGUAUAGCUAGCCUUAUAUAGCCCCAUAGACUGGUACUGUCAUUCCAGUGCUGUGCUCUCUCAGGUUAAACAGGAAAUAUUGUGGAUAAUGUCCUCUACCAUAUUGGAAGAACUCAUCUAUUCCACUGAAUUCUAGUGAGUUCUUUAAAGAAGGGGCAGGGAAUUGUGAGGGUGAAAUUCUGCCAAACACUUCCAUUCUAUAAAAGUCGGUGGAGAAAAAGUUAUUGAGGAUUAAAAAUACUAUUAAAAGCAUGAUCUUGCCAGUUAAAAUGUACAGCUCCCCAGAAAUAAAUAUUUGUUGGGGAGGAAGCUGCCCCAGUAGGACAUGUUAUUUUAGGGGUUGAAACUUAAUUUUUGGAGAUUUCUUCAGUGAAGGGUCUUUAAAGUAUGUUUUUGGGUGUGAGGAAUUCAAAUCUGCUAUUAUUUUUCUGACUGGACAACAUUUAGCUUGGUAAGUCUAUAUCUGAGGAAGAAGCACAUAAACUGCUUUUGGAAAACCAAAGAAUUAUAAUUUUACCUUCUGAAUAUGUCAGCUAAUGCUAAGCAACAGCAACAUAACUGCAAGUUCUUGGCAAUCGUUUUUAAUGAUUCCAGUGUAAUUCUACACACAUUUUACUUACCAAGCACAGCUAAGUUAUAUUAAUUUAAUUUAACCAAAAUAUCUUUUGAAAUUCCUAAUGAGCACUCCUCAUUUUUGUAAGUUGAAAAAUCCAAAACACCCUGUGGAACUGAGACAUUUUGAUUUGGUUUUGUGCAGGGAAGAGGGGCGUAACUGAAGAAGAUACUACUUUCAAGUUGAUUCUGAAAUUUUGUCUCCAUGUACCUUUUGAAUGCUUAACUUCAGGAUCUACUUGGAGUACAUCCUGUGACUACCUGCCAGGCAGUUAUCCACAUAGGUGACAAGCAGAAGCGUUUCGAAAUUCCACCAGCCCUGAGUAGAAACAUGCCAACAAAGUUUGGAUCUAACUUGUCUCUCAAGCCAUUCCCAACAUGCUUCACAACCUUUUGUGAAGAGCCAGUAUGGGAUUGUGCUUAGAGUGUUGGACUAGGACCUGGGAGGCCAGGGUUCAAAUCCCUGCUCAGCUGUGAAGCUCACUGGGUGACCUUGGGCCAGUUACAGUCUCUCAUCCUAACCUACCUCACAGAGUUGUCAUGGGGAUUAAAUGAAGAGGGAAGAGCCAUGUAUGGCACUUUGAGCUCUUUGGAGAAAAAGGUAGGAUAUAAAUGCAGUAAAUUAAAUACAUAGCUAAUUCUUGUACUAUUCAUGCUUUUUGAGGGGGAAGGGGGAAUACUUUUAUUUUCCUAAAUGAAACUUUUGCAGAUAUUGACCAGUGGAAUAAAGUUAUUGAACAACUAGGUACACCAUCCGCAGAUUUUAUGAAAAAACUGCAGCCUACUGUACGGAACUAUGUAGAAAAUAGGCCAAAAUAUCCAGGUAUCAAAUUUGAAGAGUUGUUCCCAGACUGGAUAUUUCCAUCGGAAUCUGAUCGGGACAAACUAAAAAGUAAGAUUUCAUGUGUGCAUUAUUCUUGUAUUUUCAUUCGUACUAUAAUGUACGGUAAUUGUUUGGGGUGGGGGUGGAUACUUUUUUCUAGUUGAUAAAACAGCACAUUCUUGUUGUCUGUCACUUAGCUAAAUGCAGAUUAUCGAUUUUUUAAUCCACUGUUUACAUUAAGCGUGUCGCUUGUAUUGAGUGAAUUUCAACAUCCUUACUGUCUCUUGUCAAAAUAUCCAAGACUAAAAAAUACCUUAUGGUAUGUCCUUGUUAUGAAUAUGCAUUUUGUACCUUACUUUUAUGCUUCAGCUCUUCAGCUAACGGUCACCCCCUUUCCAUUUUCUAGCCGGUCAAGCUAGAGAUUUACUAUCAAAAAUGCUAGUAGUAGAUCCAGACAAACGAAUUUCGGUAGAUGAAGCUUUGCGUCAUCCAUAUAUCACUGUUUGGUAUGACCCAGCUGAAGCUGAAGCGGUAAGUUUACCUUUAAAGUUUAUUCAAAAGAAAUUUUAUGGUUGAUGUCACUAUGGCAGUGCUACUUACCUUGGUGAAAAUCUGAGGGCAUAUUUAGAUUUCUCCUUACACUAGAAAAAGUGUUAUAUAUGCUAUGUAUGUUAUAUGCCACAGUAAUUGCAGUGCAGUUCCAUAAUCCCACCAAGUCCCAUUUCCCAAUCUUUAAGCCAUCCUGUAUUUUGCAGCUCUGUGGGAAGACAGAAGUCAGUAUGAGAGAGUGAAGAAUUUGCAUUUAUUUGAUUCUUAAGAACUGGAUAAAAGAAGAAGGGUAGAGGAGGCAGGGGGGAGAAUAAACUUGUAAUUCAAAAGGUUGCAGAGGCUGCCAACAUCCAGUCUCCUUUAGACCUUUUUUUCCCUUCUGGGGUGAGUAUGAGAGCUACCCAUAAAAAAGGAAAACCUGCAUUUUAGGAUAACUGUGACUGGGCAUCAGCAUGUCUAGCAAAGAAAGAAAAUAAAGGUACCAGGAAAUACGGAAGUCCCUGCAUCCUAUAACUAGGUGGGUAUUUUGGAUAUGAAAAACCAUAUGGUAUAUUUGAAGUGGGGGUGGGGUUUAAUAUUUAGAACUGCAGAAUGUUUUCAUGUAAAGUUAGUAGAGUACAAGGAUUCUACAUGCAGCUAAGCACUGGGCUUGAAAUGGGAGGAUGUUCAGGAAAAAUGAUUCCAAAUAAGACCUGAGUUGGAGCAUGAGCUUCUGUCUUUGCGUAUAGAUUGGCAUACUGCUGCUAAUCUCAUACAGUGGUGCCUCGCAAGACGAAAUUAAUCCGUUCCGCGAGAGUCUUCGUCUAGCGGUUUUUUCGUCUUGCGAAGCAAGCCCAUUGACGGAUUAGCGCUAUUAGCGCUAUUAGCGGUUUAGCGGCUAUUAAAGGCUUAAAGGCUUAGGGGAUUAGCUGCUAAAAGGCUAUUAAAGGCUAUUAAAGGCUUAGCAGAUUAGAUAAAGGGGGGGGAAAGCGAAAAAAAAUCUCAAGACUCGCAAGGUAUUUUCGUCUUGCGAAGCAAGCCCAUAGGGGAAUUCGUCCUGCGAAGCAACUUCAAAACGGAAAACCCUUUCGUCUAGCGGUUUUUCCGUCUUGCGAGGCAUUCGUCUUGCGGGGCACCACUGUAUAUGCUAAAAUUGUGGGCUUCUCUGUUGUUUCCUAUGGACAGCUCCAAAUUUUACCUAGGGGAGGAAAAUGGUUUAAAGGAAUUUAGAAGUUCUGUGAUAGUAGUGUCCAUGGGAGGGAGAGAACCAGCUCCGUGACUAAAAAUUCAGCAGCCUAUUAAGAUCAUAUUAGGGAUGAGGUAGGGCCACUGAAAUAUUGCUGAGACUAAAUAAGCCUGUUAACUCAUGCUAGGUAGCUAUAAUGCCUUUUCAUUAAAUGAAAUAAAAAGCACAGACCUCCUUUGUGGGGGUUUUUACUGGAAAAUUUGACUAAAUUGAGUAAAAGUUUAAAAAUUGCUUAUUCUGUUGAAAACUUGAUCAUACUCCUGUGCAAAUUUUAUUGCUAGAUCAAUUGAUUUGUCAACUACGUACAAUGAUUGGUUGACUAAAACUCCUUUAUUUGGCUGCUACGCUAUUAAUUGUAGCAUGUACUAAUCCUUGUAUUCAAAAAAGCAAAUCAUGUGAUCACAGUAGAAACUAGCUUUGAUGAAAAGUUUAUAAAGAGCCUUUUAAACAGAAACAUUCUCUUAUGCAGCUUAUGUUUGUUUCAAUGGAAAUAACACAUGAGAACUUCCCAGCUCAAUAAACAAUCGUUUCUUUUUUACACUUGUAUUUCAUCUUGGGAAUUAAUCUAAGUUUUGUUGAAUUCAAAGACUUUUAUUUUUAACCUUUUUUUGUAGCCUCCUCCUCAAAUCUACGAUGCACAGUUGGAAGAAAGAGAACAUGCCAUUGAAGAAUGGAAAGGUAACCAUGAUUUAUUAUAUGCUAUGAUGCUUGAGAACCUUUUGUCAUAGAUGCUUUAUAAACAAAAAUUAAACAUAAAUAUGCUCUUACAGUGAAAUAUGACUGGGUGGUUAUUUGAGACAGAGGGGUUUGCCUGAGAGUGUUGUGUCAGAACAUAGUAUUUGUUUCAAGAUUUUAAAAAGUACUCUUGUAAUUUUUCUUCUCUUUCUCUCCUCCUUCCUCUGUCAUUUCUUUUAAAUGUAGAACUAAUAUAUAAAGAAGUAAUGGAUUGGGAAGAAAGGAAUAAGAAUGGUUUGGUAAAAGAACAACCUUCAGGUUAGUCAUUGAUGUAAUAGUCUGUUUUUGUCUUCACGAGCUCUUUGUGCUGUGUUAUAAAUCUGUUGUCAUUAACAACGGAAGUUUCCAAGUAAGUUAUGUUGUUCAAAUUCUUGUUCCAGUGCAGCCUGUUUCAGAAUGUGCACAAACACCUAGUAAUAAAAUAAUUGAGCUACAUGGAAUUAUAAUAUUAAUUUCUAGCUUAGGGGGGAAAGAUGAUAGAAGAAGUUGAGAGCUGUGGAUGGGAUGCCUUAUUUUCCUGAAGCACAGGUAAGGAGCCUCUGACUCUCCAGGUGACGAUGGACUACAUCACACACCAUCCCUCACCACUGAGGAAUAAAAGUUGUGUUCUCUGUGGCUUUAAGGUUUCAGGAGAGAAUAGGAAGUCUUCCCUCGUUGCUCUGAGUGACAUUUGUGUCACUCGUACUGUCUCUUCUCCCAGCAGCAGGCAGAUCCAUCACGAUGAGAAACAAAAAUGGUGUGAUCACAUUCCAUAGAACUGUAGGGGAGCAAGGUCAUUGGUUUUUGAAAGGAAAUUUAUGGGGAACAACAUCCCUCUCCUUUUUAUUUUAAAGUUGUCUGGCAGUCCUGUAACAAUGAUGAAUGGAAGCACUGUCUGGCUUGGCUUGCGGUCCCAUGGAAUGUAAUGGGGAAUACUGUAGGGGCUCAUGCCUACUUGACCCUGAAAAUUUAAAUUUCACAAACAUGUUUUCUUCAUAUCAAUGGUGAAUGCAGGCAAGACAGCAACCUGGCAGUCUCUUUGGGCAUUUGCCUGGCAUUAUGCUAGAGACAGUGAUGCCAUUAAAAUAGGGUGAUGUUGGUGGAGAUGCGCUGAUGAAUAUUUUUAGCUGACACAAUUCUACAUCCUUCUCCAGGUAAGAACUUCUCACUGUUGUCAUAUAGGGGACUUCACAGAGGCCACAAAAAAGGAAACAGAAUUCCUCUUUCCUGUAACUGCUGUUCUAGGAGACAGUACAGUCACAUAGCCUUUCCCUGCUCUAGAGACUACAAAUAUGAAAUGAAUGAGUGAGGUGCUGUCCCCACUUCUUGACUGACAUUUUUGGUAGCAAAAAGCUUGUCCACGGAACAGGAAAGUGUAACUAAAGUACCAGAACUCUGCAAGAUUCUGUGUGCAGGUUGGCUCAUGCACAAAUCCAAUGGCCUAAUUCACAUGUAAUCCUUUAUUUACUUAUUUAUUUAAUAAAAUCUAUGCAUCUCUUGAUUGUAAAUUAAUGUCAGAUAUUGCACAUGUUUGCACACAAUGCCAGGCCUACUCAGGUGUGAGUAGCAGCAAUAUUGAUUUCAUUUCAAUAGCAACCAAACUUGGCAAAAGCAAAGCCACACUUGACAGAAAUCCGCUUCCCAACUAUGUGGGAGCAGAAGGAUGGCAGGGAGUAUGUAAGCCCAGCUUCCUCUUGCUCAUGGAAGCUAGUUCACCAUGGCCUGGCAUUACGAGCAAUAUUUGAGAUUAAUUUUCUGUGCAAAAUUACAGGUAAGUACAGCACUAUGGUUCUGUUGUGAAAAUUAAGUGCACACAGCGUUGCUUCUAACAUUGGCCCAACCUCACAAAAACAGAGUAGGAAGCAAGCAUGAACUGCCCAUCACUGAUAAGUCAAAGCAAGGUUUGGUAGUUAUUCGGCAGACUACAGCAGUUUGCUUUCAUCAAGUGAAAAUGAAAUGUCUACAUUUGGUAGGUAGAAAGCAAAUGUUCAUAUUUGAGAAAUGAUCACAUAGGUUCUUCAUUUACCCUUUUGCUCAGUGCAUUUGAUAGAGGCAUUGAUUCAAUGUAGAGAUUAAUUUGGGGGCCAACACAUUUGUAUUUAGAUUAUUUAUUUCUAAUUGUUUCUAAUUUACAGUUUUUGGAUUAUUAUUUUUAGAAAUUGAUUUUUAUUUUUUUAUUUUCUUUUCUUUAUAUAUAUAUUUAUUCAAAGUUAUAACAAAACAUAUUUUCCAAAAACAUAUCCUCAUUCCCCCCCCCCGUUUUUCCUCCCCCCUCCCCCCCACCCAAAACCCAUCCUCCCACCCCACCCCCCGACUUCCCUCAGUUCCAGUCUUUGGUUUCUCCAAUAACGCUAUUUUCUGCAUGUUACAGAAUUGUGUAGAUCUUCAAACUGUUUAGCUAAUUAUUAUCAGUAAAAAAAAUUGUGAAUGUUUAUUCAAAACCUGCCAAGGAGUCCAGUUCACUUUGUUGCGUCUUCAAAUACUUUGUAAAAGGUUCCCAUUCAUCCUUAAAGUCACAGUUAUCCUUGUCCCGUAACCUAUAUGUCAGUUUUGCCAGUUCUGCAUAGUCCAUCAAUUUUUCUUGCCAUGAUUCUUUAGUUGGGGUUUCUUCAGUCUUCCAUCCUUGUGCUACCAGAACUCUCGCGGCCAUUGUCGCAUACAUGAAGAUGUUUUUCAACUUUUUUGGCAGGUCUUUCCCUACAAUCCCCAACAAAAAAGCCUCAGGUUUUUUAACAAAUGUUAAAUGGAACAUUUUCUUCAAUUCAUUGUAAAUCAUUUCCCAAAAUUUUUUAAUUACUUUACAAUCCCACCACAUAUGAUAAAAUAUUCCCUCCUUUUCCGUACACUUCCAACAUAUAUUUGAACUAGUUUUGUAUAUUUCCCCUAACUGCACUGGUGUUGUGUACCAUCUGUACAUCAUCUUCAUGUAAUUCUCCUUCAAUAGGGAGCAAUCUGUAAAUUUUAAGUCAGUUUUCCAUAAUUUAACCCAAUCUUCCAUCAUAAUGUUGUGACCUACAUCUUGUGCCCAUUUAAUCAUAGCUGAUUUUACCUCUUCAUCUUUUGUCUCCCAUUCUAAUAAUAUGCUAUAUGCGGCCUUCAGUAGUUUCACUUUCCCUUCAAUCACUUCCGUUUGAAGCCUAGAUCUAGUAUAACUAAAUCCUUUCUUACUGUCUUCUUUAUAUGUUUCAUGUAGUUGUCGAUAAUGCAACCAACUCUGAAAGUGGUCUUUGAUCUCAUCAUAAUCUCUUAAUUUCCAUUUUCCCUCAUGUUCCUUUAAUAAAUCAACAUAUGUGAGCCAUUUUCCUUUCUUUCCAAGUGGUUUGAGCAAUAAUGCUUCAUGUGGUGAAAGCACCACGGAGUCUUUUGUUCCAAUAAGUCUUUAUAUCUCUCCCAUACUCUCAUUAAUGAUUUCCUAAUUAUGUGGUUGUAAAAGCUUCUAUGAAUCUUCCCUUUCCCAUACCAUAAGUAUGCGUGCCAGCCAAAUCUGUUGUCAUGUCCUUCUAGUUCUAAUGCCUCUUGCUUGUCCAAUCUCAUCCAGUCCCUGAUCCAUACCAAACAAGCAGAUUCGUAAUACAAUUUAAGGUCUGGGAGGGCAAACCCGCCUCUAUCUUUUACAUCUGUAAGUAUUUUAUGUUUUAUCCUUGGCCUUUUGCCCCCCCAGAUAAAUCUGAAAAUCUCUUUCUGCCAUUUUUUAAAGCAUUCAUCUUUCAUGAUGACUGGUAUAGAUUGAAAAAGAAAUAACAUUUUUGGCAACACAUUCGUUUUAAUUGCUGAUAUUUUUCCUAAUAUUGAGAGAUUCAUUCUGCUCCAUAUUUCUAAAUUUCUUUUUACCUCAAGCCAGAUUUUUUCAUAGUUUUUUAAAAUAGGUUUAUAUUUCUUGAUGUUAACCAAAUCCCUAAAUAUUUAACCUUUUUAUGGACUUCAAUCUCAAUGUUUUGUUCUAAUUCGGUUCUUUCUUCUUCCUUCAUGUUUUUAACUAAUAAUUUAGUUUUAUUCCUAUUUAGAAAUUGAUUUUUAUUACCCUGACCAGAUGGUUAUGAAUCCUCUGGAGCAGUAUAGUGGCCUAGAAUUGCAAACCAUGUCCCCCUUUUCCUAGCAGGAACCUCCAGUGGAUCUGCCUCUUUUACAAAUGGAAGGGGCUCUUCCAUUUAUAGAGAGGCACACUAGAUCCAAUCUAUUGUGGAGUAAUGGGUGAUAUUUUUUAGAAAACAAAGAUUUCAAACAUAUCCAAAGGAAGAAACUGAAAUUUCAUUUUCGUAAGUGUGUACACUCUGUCAUUCCCAACAUACUGGCUACAUGUUUUCAUUUGUUCAAAAGUACAGGGCUUUUGCUUCCUAUAAAAUAUUUGAUGCCCUUGAGUGGACAGCUUGCAGUAUUGCAUAUAUAUACACUCAUUUAAGAAAUACCACGGUAAGCGAUUUGUGUUUGGAGAAAGAAUACUAUAAAUCCUAAAAUAUCAUCAAUUUGUUUGAUUUGAUACAAUAUUUGUAUUCCGCUUUUCUGACAACAAGUGUUGAGUUCAAAGCAGCUCACAAUAAUCCCAAGAGGAUUGCGGGGGGGGGGGGGGGAGACCAUUGUAAACACUAUAAUAUCAAACACAGAAGCACAUAAAUAACACAAACCACAAUAAAUUCACCAGAACAAUGAAUACAAUUCCGUAAAAUCUAUGGUUCCAGCCAUGUCUUGCCUCAGAUUUUCUUAUGCUUGGUUUACUUAGCACAGAUGCAGCAGUGAAUAGCAACACCAGCCCUUCCCAGUCAUCAUCUAUCAAUGACAUUUCAUCCAUGUCGACAGAACAAACAUUGGCUUCAGACACAGACAGCAGCCUUGAUGCUUUGACAGGAACACUUGAAGGAUGCCGGUGAUCAGCUUUGCAGAUUUAACAUUGGCAAAGAACUUUUGCUUCUGUUGGGCCUGAAAUGCUUGUAAGUUUAUGGAACCAAGUCAAGAAACUCCAUGUUCUGCAUGUUUUUUUUUCCUAAAGUAAUGCCUGUGAUUUUACUCAGUUGAAAUAAGACUAUCUGCUUAAUAGUGUAAAAUGAAAGCAACUUCAUAUUUCGGGUCGAAACAAAUAUUACUAUACCUAUUCUGAUUUAACCUACAUCAGGUGAGCAGUUAGAGUAACUCGAAGCUCUAAUGAGUUCAUGGGCAUUCUGUCAGACAUCUGAAACGUAAUCAAUAUAAAUUUCAAAGAGAAAGAAGAAGAAAGCCAUUGUAAGUGGCGUUGAAUGUAUAUCUUUACAAUUACAUACAUUUGCUAUAUUAGUGUAUCUUGCUGGUAUUUUCAGUACUGUAAAAUAUAGAGGCAGUUGUUUACCUACAUAGCAUUCUUUUCUCGGGGCCUUUACCUCUCCACCUCCUAAUUUCUGUACUUUUCUAUAGAAGAAGCAAACUUGUGAAUUCUUGCUUCAUCUUUACAUCUGAAUGUAACUCUGCUUCUCUGAAUGUGCUCUUUCAGUGCUUUCAUUUCAAGGGGUAAGGUGGAAUAAGCAAAACGUGCCAUGUGGGAAUUUUUCUUAAUUCUUGCAUGCAUUUAUGCAUUAGUGUGUCUUUUGAAAAUAAGAUUUUUGGGGUCUUUAAAGCAGUUUAUAAAACACUCUUAGAAACCUUGACCCUUUUUUCAUACUCUGGCAUUUCCAUGGAAAACUUGAUUAACAAAUGGGGGCAUUCAAAGGGGUUGGAGGCCUACCUUGAUCCUUUGAAUAGACAUUAAAAUAUCUGCUUUUAUGGUCUGUAUAUUAAAAGGGAUCUUUACUCCCUAUGUAUAAAUAACUACAUCUACAUCCAGAAUGAAUAGAAACUUCUAAAAGAAAGUGAAAGGGGCUAUUUUAAACACUGAACCGUAUGAAAAGGACUACAUUUAUUAUACAUAAUUGUGUGUCCCCCGCCCUCUUUCUCUGGCAUAUUCCAAAGGCAAACACCAGUCUGACAUGAUUCAGUUUCUUUCUAGCUCUAAAAAAUUGUAAUUCGUCACACCUUGAGCUUGAGUUAAAACUAUUCACCUAGGGUUUAAAAUAAAAAUGUUUAUGUGAAUGUGUAGGUGGGUUGCCAGACUAACACUUUGUAUUAGAUAUGGUGGGAGGAACAAAGUUAUGAGACAAUCCCAGGUGGUGCAACAGGCUUACUGGCAAGCUCUAAACAAUGCAGAUUUCUGGCUUGGUGAUGGACAUCUGUUUGUUCCACUGAAAACCAAAGUCAGACUAUAUAUGCCAUCGUUCUGCUCUGGCACCAGCACUUUACUAACAUCAAAAUCUGAUGCAAGAUUACUUGGAAGUAUGUCCUAAGGAAUUCAGUGAGGUCUACUCCUAGGUGAGUGAGUAUAGGAUUGCAGCCUAAGUAGAUGUUUGUAGGAUAAGCACUCUCAGGCAAUGGUCCACAAAUACAUUUUAGAGUAGCUCUAUCAUGUUGCUGCAUUUGCUGCUACAGACUUCUCUUUGAAUUUGCUCUUAGGGUUUUCCAGAUGUGCAUGUAAAUUUAUUGCUAUCUUUUCACUUGAGACUUCUGGCUGAACAUGAGAACUGCCUCCCUUAAAUAUUGUGCUUGAGAUGCGAGAUGGUAUGAAAUAUGUUUGUGGUAGCUAUUUAUUAUGUGCACCUGCCAGCAGCUGAUGAAUUGCUAAGUGAUACAUUUGCGUAUGAGUUGAUUCUUGGAUGAAUGGAUUGCCCCGAUCCAGAGUGCUUAUUCAGGUAUGUCAUUCAUUUCAGUAGAACUUAAUUUCAGGUGUGUUAUUAAAAAUAAAACUUACAGCUUUAAAGAGCCCCUGUAAAACUGUUGGCCAGGAUCCUAAGAACCACAUGCACAUUAUGCGCCCCCCCCCCCGCAAUGCAUUGGUCGUCAGGGUACCUGACUUUCAGGAGUGAUUUUUCUAAGGUUCAGUCCCAGUGCACAAUUAAAACUAGGUGUGUAAACCUUUGGAACCUGGACAUAAUUUAUAAUCUAAUACAGGCAUCUCCCCCACUUACAUGAGUUCUACUCACGUGCGACUGCUUGAAUGCAUAGCGCUGGUAAAUAAAUAAAUGAAUAAAUAAAUAAAUAAAUAGAAUCAUACCAGGAAAUGGUGGAAGAAAGCUGUAAAGUCCUUGUGACACACGAGGAGAUCCUCUCCGGAUUCCGAAGACGAUGUCACUGAGGGUGGAAGAAGCCCCGAAGAGACCUGAUGUGCAGCAGGGUUUUGUUAGGCUGCUCAGCCUCCCCAUCUAACAGCUGGUAGCACAGCCACAGCUACUUCCCUGUGUGGCCUUCAGCCUUCAACCAGCCCCAGAGCUUUAACUCUAGUUGAAGAGAGAGUCGUGUGGAGAGUGGGAGAGAGAGCUAGAGAGCAGGGGGAAAUAGGCAUUUAGAGUCUUUUCAGAGGGUGCUUCCCACUUUAUGUGAUUUCACUUAUGCACGUGGGUGCCCAGAAUAAGCCCUGUGUAAGUGGGGGGAUGCCUGUACUUGUAUAGCAGGAUCCAUAUGGAUGGUACUUGGGACAGGUUGGUGUCCCAAAUUAACACUCAGCAGUGGGGAAAACAGCAGAGGAACAUGAGGGAAGAAAGAGACGAUUAGCAGGGAACAAGUGAAGGAAUAAGUUCUAGACUAAGAGUUCAAGUUGUUUGACAUCUUGGCCGCCCAAUCUUGAUUCAUAAUGUUGUCUGACAUUCUACUGGCUGUGAAUGUUGAAAUGACUUCCUACUAAAUCUCUAUACCUAAAGAUGUAAAGUACACAAAGAAUCCUCCACAGACAAGAAAGAAAAUUACUCCUUUUUAAAAAGUAUCAAUGCAUAACUAUGGCAUUAUUUUUCAUUCUAUAGUACAUCUGCAGGGUGAGAGAUGUAGCCUUCCUCCCAUUGGGUUUGAUACAACUCAGUGUAUUUAACAAAAAGUUGAAUAAGGAGGUGUUGCAGAGCAACUCUGACUUGCUUAAAAUAGCAUUUUUAUUAAGCUAUUCUUUGAAGAGAGUCUAAAUUAUCGAUUAUACUUACAAAUAGAAAAAUAGAAAUCUAUGUUUUAACUAAGAGUGUAUGCUUCAAUGUGUGCUUAAUAAAAAAGAGGUUUCCCAUUCAUAUGCAGAUUUAUCCCAGUAUAACUUAAUUAAGUGAUGACAAACUAGUCCUAAAAAUUAACGUCACUGUAAAUAGUGUUAAUGUAUGUUAGUUUUAUAGGAUUUAAAUCUUUCAAAAUGUACAUUGUACUUCCAGAACCACUAUGAAAAUAUUUUCAUAAAUGUUUGUAAAUGUGGGGCGUUCAAGGAUUAUGUCUGUAUGCUUUGUAUAAAAUAUCUAGUAACUGGAGCAUUCUUUUCUGAAUGUGCUGUACUGCAACAGAGACUGGGCUCUGUUUCAUGCUUCAGCGUUACCUUAGGAGUAUCACACGAAGUUUUCCCAGGUGGGGAAGGGGUGGGUGGGGCAGAAAUACGCAAGGAGUUCUGUGAAGGCUGUGACACUGGAGCUAUUAGAGCAACCAGAGGCUUGUGCUUCAACAGUGUGAGGAGCAACUAGUUCAGAUCACAGGAAUUCAGUUGUCCUGAUUUGGUUGGGACAGCUUGUUUUCUGGAGUCUGCCCUGUCAAAAUGUCUAGCCAUCAACAUUGCUGUUUUUAAAGAAGCCGUCCUGGGUUGAGCUGCUCUUGAAUGCUAAGUGUCUGGAGGAGGGAGACGGCCGUUGUUCAGUGGUGACAGAAAGGCAUUCUGCACAUGCUAAGAAAUACUUUUAAUAUCAUAUUCUAAGACUCAUCUCUAAUAUUGAAAAAAGGAAACAUGGGUUGAGCUCUGGUGACUCUUUGCAUCAGUUUGGUAACAAGGGAGAGCUUGCCUAUAACGAGAAAUGGAAAGGAGGGGACACACACAGUUGUGGGGAAAAACAUUUGUGAAGAACUUGUUGCUGAAAGGAAAGUGAAGAGAACAAUUACUGGAUUGAAGUGUGGAGGAGAAUGGAAUGUUCUGGUUAUAGCUUACUGGCAGCAAAAGUGAAGUUUGUGCUUAAUUUUUAUAUAGUGUUGGGUGAGAUACGUCAUGUUCAUGAUAAAGCAGCCUUGCAUCACUGUCUAAACACAUACUCUUAAGUUUGGGAAUAAAAAAGAUGGCCACUUUUAAAAGCUCUUGUAACACUUUUCUUCAAUAUAAUGUUUUAUAGGGCUUAGUUCUCUCAAGGGGGCAAACCUGGGCUGUACCACUUCAGACCAGAGCUGGCAGCUUACAUGACUGGGUGGUCCUUCAUAAUUUAUAAUAAGCCUUCACAUAGAAUGUCAAAGAAAUAUAGUUAACACGCGCACACACGUCUCUGCUCAGGUAAUAUUUUCACCAACUUAGAAGUACUGUCACUUUGUCACCUAGCAUCUCCACUUUUUCCUGUUCUUAUUUUAAAAUACGCUAAUUGUAAUAUUUCAUUCUCUUGUAAACUGCCUAUGUCAAAGGGACGAGACGCGGUAAAUCAGUGGUGGAGAACCCCACCCCCAGGUCCCAGAUGCAGCCCCUCCUGCCUCACUGCCUGCCCCGUGCAAUUCUUCCUGGGUCAGGCCCCAUCCCAGGCCAUGCCUCUCGUUGGCCCUGCUCAGUCCUGCCUUGAGCGCUUUUGCUUGGCUAGAAUGUUUCCUUGAACUGUGACAGUGCCUCUUGCUUGCCUGGAUGGAGCAAUGUGUGGGUGCAAAAGCCUCUGACUUUUGCAGGGUCGGAAUGUAACUUACUGUACAAAGAUCAGAAUUGCUCCUAUUGUGCCACCCACUUUUGCCCAUCCACCACUGUCUUAUAGCCUCUGGAAGGUUAUGCAUGAAGGAAUGCACCCCUGCAGUAAAUGAGUGAGAUACAUAUUUGCAAACUGUUUUCUUCUAGUACAGGUAAUGUUAUUCCAGUAAAUCAAGUGAUAAGGUUAUUUUUUUUUACCAGUUUCAUUACCGAAAGGUAGAGCUAACAUAAGUAUGGGGCAGACAGUGGGAAAACAUGACCCAGUGGGCCACUUCCAUAACUUUACUAGUUAGUGCUGUGGGUUAAACCACAGAGCCUAGGGCUUGCUGAUCGGAAGCUCGGCGGUUCGAAUCCCCGCGACGGGGUGAGCUCCCGUUGCUCGGUCCCUGCUCCUGCCAAUCUAGCAGUUCGAAAGCACAUCAAAGUGCAAGUAGAUAAAUAGGUACCACUCCGGCGGGAAGGUAAUGGCAUUUCUGUGUGCUGCUUUGGUUCGCCAGAAGCGGCUUAGUCAUGCUGGCCACAUGACCCGGAGCUGUACGCCGGCUCCCUCAGCCAGUAAAGUGAGAUGAGUGCCGCAACGCCAGAGUUGUCCGCGAUUGGACCUAACGGUCAGGGGUCCUUUUGCCUUUACCUUUACCUUUAUCAUUAUCUUGUAUCUACAGCAGCUUCAAAAUAGAUAAUUCUAGCACUUACUCAAUUAAGAAUCCAGAAUCUAUAUCUAUUAAUUAUGUAUUAGGACUAAACCUGAAACCUAAAUUUGCACAUUGGUCUUGUUGCCACAAAAGAAUGUAAGUAUUAUAUAACAUGGAUUCAAACUUAUCCAUGCUAUUUUUAAAGUUCUAGCAGUGGAGGCUAAUUCAGUUAGGUCAUUUCUUCCUACAAUUUAGAUCAAGUUUAUGCCUUUAAAUAUUUUCUGUCUUCUGUAGUUUGGUGUGUUUGAGCCACUUAAAUGUUCACCUUUUUAAAAGCUCUUUAUGUGUAUAUGUAAUCAAUUAUGGCUGUCUUUCAAUAACAAAACCCCAUCAUGAGACUACUAUAGCAUGCUCUGGCAAUACUGUGAAAUAUUUAAACCGCCAUUCUUUGUCAAUAGUUCUACUUAACUGCUCACCUGAAAGGGAGAAUGAAGAAAAUUGGCUAUUAAAUGUUGAGAUUUUAUAUUCUACAUAUUUCUUUAAACACAAUACUGAGUAGCUGAAUGGCAUUGCAGAGAUGGAGUAGAUGUAAAAACUGUUUUUGCAUGUACCCUUGUCAUUUGUUCAGAACAUUACGGAAAUUAGAAGCAACCCAUUCUCAGUCUGAAUUGUUUGUAGAAAGUGUUUUGAAGAAAUGAUUUUGUGUGAACAUGCAUAUUUAUGAUUAAUUAUAUAAAGAGAGGCACGUAUCUGCACAGAUCAUACCAAAUAGAUAACAGCUGCUUUGGUACGUUUGGGGAAGUGGCAAAAAAGGAAAUUAACAGAGGGUUCUGCCUACCUUAAAUGUCCAUAAUAUUACAAUGUAAGUAUGAAAAGAGAGUCAAGUCACUAGUGCUUUUUGCUGAUUCCUGUAAUGUGUGGAAGAGUGCUUCCUGCGUGCUUAGGUUUAUACACAGCCUCUGAAAUAGUGUCAUUUUCUAUUCAGUAAAACUAAAUUUAUCAAAUAGUUCAGGCUGGUUAAAUCUAAUAACAAGGGUUUAUUUAUGUACCCGAAUGUUUACUUUUGGGCUAACCUAGGCAUCUGCAUGUGUUCUAUUUGGUGUUGGGUUUAAAAACAACACAGCUGUACCCUCACGGAUCCAUCCUUUCAAGUCCUGUGUUUCAGCAUGAGCUGCUUAAUUUUAAACUCAUUUUUUUACUGUUACAGGUUUACAUGAUUUUCUGUGGAAUGUAUGAACUUCCGAGUAGAUAUGGGGAGCCCACGGCUCUCCAUAUGUUGUUGGAUUGCAGGUCCCAUCAUCCCUGCCCCUUGGCCAUACCAUCUGGGGUGGCGGGAGUCCAACAACAUCUGAGGGCCACCAGUUCCUCAUUCUUUGCUUUUGAAGGAGGGUCUAGGAUCCAGAUUUCUAAGUUAGGUGAGCCCAGUAGACCUUUUUACUCUUAUUUUCCUUUGAACACCACACCAUGGGCCAUAUCACAAACUGGUUUUGAAACUCUCUUCAGUUUCAAGAGAGACUUGCCAUGUGCUGUGGGAGGGGGCUGCUCUGAAGCUCCUUGGGGCAUGUGGAACUAGGUGUAUGGUUCUUUGAAUUUAGGCUCAAGGUAAUUAAGAUGUAGGAAGAAUGGAUCUGUAGUUUUAGGCUACAGCUUAACACCCCAGGAGUUAAGCGGGAAGAUAAGUAUGCAGUUUGCAAAUUUUGUGCUAGGUUGCACUAAAAGCUGCAGUAUCUAAAUUGAGAUUGGUUUUUCGAAACAGAAUUGGUGGUCAUAAUAAUGUGCAAGAUGCAUGCUGGAUAGCAUUCCUUCUAAAUAUCUGGAAUUUAUUCCUCAAGUGCAGAGGCAUCCUUCUUGACCAUGCCUCAGAAAAUACUGGUCCAGUCUUGGCAGCAAUACAGUCAUACCUCGGGUUGUGAACGCUGCGGGUUGUGCAUUUUCGGGUUAUGGACCGCACCAAACCUAGAAGUACCGGAAUGGGUUACUUCCGGGUUUCGGCACUCGCGCAUGCGCAGAUACACUAAAUUGUGCUUUGCACAUGCGCAGAAGUGCCGAAUCGCAUCAUGCACGUGCACAGACGCGGCGCUGCAGGUUGCGAAUGCUGCGGGUUGCGAACAUGCCUCCUGCACAGAUCACGUUCACAACCCAAGGUUCCACUGUACAGUUUAUGUAGGGAACUGGAUUGUAAAACUGAGGUGCCGAACUGCAAGCUUAAGAAAGGCUGAUCAACAUUUUGUAAAUUCAGUAUGAACGUUGUCUGUAAAAUUCUGCACACAGAUGAAGUCAGUGUAUGUAGUAUGGAAUUGAUCAGGGCUUGAUGCUACAUUUAGUGAUACUGUUGGAGCUAAAUGUUUUCCUGGACAUGUGUGUACUUGGAUAACAUACUUGAAGUUAAUGUGAUGUGCACAUCUGCUUCCAGAGACAGAACUUGGAGUCAGGUUAAAUUCCCUCAGCUGACUUGCCUGAUCUUUAAUUUCAUAACUUCACCAUCAAUGUUGCUGAGAUCACUUUUUAUAUGUUGCGGUAUGAAAAACAGUGAACCAAAAUUAUAAGAUAAUUUGUUUAGAUUCUACUUUUAAUACCUUUAUGUAUUAUUAUUUUUUAAAUUUUAUGCUUGGUAUGCAUGUUGAGAAUCUCUUGUGCUAAAGAAUUACAAGCUAUCUUCUCAUAUGAACAAAGCAAAAGGAAAACACAUGUUCUCAUUUUUAAACUAUAAAACAAUUGUAUUUUAUUUUUAUAAUUGUAAUUCUGAUUGUGGAUUUCACUGCCAUUAACUCAUUGUGCAUAUUGUAGAUAAGUCUGGGUCCUAUAUUUCAAUACGUAUAUGAAUUUGUAAAAAUAAAGUAGAAAUAUACUACUUGGAAGUAGUAAAUUAAUUGGUUCCUUAAUUCAUUUGAUUCUAAUGGUUCCAAAAUUGAAAAGAAAAUGUACUUAAGGUUCAAAUUGUGUAUUUAAGAUUUUAAUUUUUACUUUGUCAUGCUGCUGCUUAAUUUUUCUGAAAGAGUGCCUGCAUUUUUGCACAGCAAUCUGUUUUGUUAAUUGUUUUUUUUAAAGCACUUUAGGGCUCUUCUAAACACAACCAUGCCUCCUCUCUCAUCACACAAUCUUUACUUAUUAAAAGUGUUUGGAGUUGAUGCAGUCCAGCACGAACGCAGUAGCUGCUUACGUAGGGAUCUCCAUAAUGCAUAUGAGGGAAAUUUUCCUCCUCUCCCCUCUGGUGCUCAUCUAUGGGUGCAUAUAUAGGCCCUGCACUAGCGUGUAAUGGGAGAUUAGUGCUUUAACAUUCAUCCCUUAUGAUCAUCUAAUGUAUUCCCUCUGGUCAGUCAAAAAAUGAAAGCUUGGAGCCAGAUACUUCUGCCCAAGUAAAGCAGGAGGGCUAGAUGGGAUGUGGAAGGUUUGUGUUUCUGUGCACCCACGUACCCCAGUUACCUGUAACAGCCUUGCCUGCCGACUGUCCAUAAUCUUUUACACGUGCUGUGGAAAGGUUGGGAGAAACAGGCUCAUAUGUCAGCAGGGAUCACACUGUGUGUUGCUGCGCCUGUUGUGGACUGAAUUAAUAUCACUGUAGUUAGGGCUUCUGGGGAGGAGACUAGUUUAAACCAAGAUAUUGAUUUUUUAAAAAAUAAAACUAUUUUUAAACAUUUUGGAUGUGCAUUUUUUUUUUUUUUGGCUUAAAAGUUAGUGUACUUUAAUGUCAGGUGGAAAUAACCCUGAAAUAGAAAGCUGAGUUUCAAAAUCCAUAGCUAAGUGCUUUUUCAAACUGUCCAAGAUCUGUGUACACUUGGCUGUGAGCUUGUUAAAUUAAUGGGACUUAAGUGCAUUAUGUCUUUCUGGAUUAGAAAUUACUGCUAGCAAUCAGGUUCUUCAUUAGAUUUUUUUAAAAAAUAAUUUUUGGCUAUGCAUCAUAAAUUAGCUUUCCAGUAUUUAUACUAUGAAAGUACCCAGAUAAGCUUGCAGGAAUCAACCCUUGAGCAUGCUAGACAGGCAAUUUAUAUAAAAUGUAUACAAAGAUGGGAUCCCAUCUCAGUGAGAAGCCCUGGUUCUGUCCAUAGUCUUUCUCUCACAAGUAUGCAUAUUUUUUUUUGCAGAUAUAGGGCUUUAGUGCUGCACUAUGUGCCUUAGACUGAAACACAGAGGACAGCUUAAUCAUCUUUCUCCCAUUCAUAAUGAAGGUGAAUUAUGUAUGUUAAUGAUGGCCAUAUUUGACUGCUGUAGAAGUGCACAUGAGAAAUGAAGCUGUACCCUUUCCACUUUUUCAUAGCAGAUGCUACUGUGAGGUGCUAUCAUCUUUUAGGGGAAACAGUGGUGACUGAAACAAAAAAGAAAUGUGCACAAUUUUGUAAUGAAUUUUUGAUGCCUACAUGAAUUUUUUCAACAAGAAUUGGCAUAGCAAUAUGGUUGACAUUUUUAUAUGCAUAUAUUUUUAAAUGGUUGUUGGUUUAUGUUUAGCUAUUGUCCUUUUCCAGAGUGUUUGGGUUUUCUUUACAAAAAGUUAUUGUGGAAUACUGAAGGAAAUGUAGAUUUCUACAAACAAAAAAAAUGCUGUUUCCUCUUCUGGGUCUUUUACUGGGUAAUGCAUGAAACAUUUUUUCAAGGGCCAAAUGUAACUGUUAAAUUCAAAAGUCAAUGAAGUAUUUAAUUAAAGGCAAUACACAAAGCGUAUCAGUCUAGCCAAACUUUUGAAUAAAAACCUUAGGUGAACUUUUGAGCAUUUUUCAAGUAUCCCUCCUCUUAAAACUAAAAUAUUAUAUUGUGGUAGAUCCUCAUUAUUUUUUCUAGAAUGACUCCAGUGGUUUCCAGAGGUUGAUUCACACAACCUUAAGACUGUUUGUGCUGAUUACAUUUUUCAAGUGUUUGCAGUGCUAUGCUAAACCAGGAGUUGCUUCACUAUGUGUGUGUUAUCGCACUGUAGUAACUCGGCCACAUUACUGUGGUUUGAAAGCUCCAAAAGCUGAUGUGUGAAUCAGCCUGAAGACUUGUGUUGCCACUGAAGUUAAACUGUAGCCACACUGGUUGAAUUUGGCAGUCCUGUGCUAACAGAUGUUAUAGUUAGCUGUUCCCCUAGUUUCCAGUAACUUUAAACAAUCCAGCUAGAUUUUGGCUUAGGGCAGAAUGUUUUGGAACUUCCAUUGUACAAGCCCAGUCAAAAUGAGUAAGCUGUUGGUGGCCUUCAUUGAUUUAAAUGGCGCUUACAUCGAAGGUCCCAGUACAUUAUGCCUGUAAAAUGCGUAGGUGAACUAUUGGAGAGCUCUCCAUUAAAAUAUUGUUUUUAACAAACAGCCUUAAAUUGUUUCCUCAUAUCUGCAUUUUUAUCUUUCAGAUUUCCCCCAUAAGCCUUUGUUUUUACAAUAUUGUUUAUUCCCUGUAAAACAUGUGCUGCGAUGUAUGUGCCUGUAUUCAAGUGAUUUACAUAUACAAAUUAUCACAGAAAAAUGGCAUCAAGCCCUAAUAUCCUCACCAUGUUUGGAGUCUCGGGUCAUUUAUUGUGUCAGUUUGAAAUGUGCUUUCAGACUAAACCUUUGAAAUCUCAGUGUAUUGAUACAUCAAAUGACCUCUUCUGUGUACUAAAUGAGGCUCUUGACACAUUUCAUUCUUGAUGCUUGUGCAAUGUUCUGUGGAAAAUGGAAGUGAAUUAUUUUAUAUCAUGGCUACUUCAACAAGAUUAGAUGCCUCCCCCCUCAGAACUCGACUUUUGAAAAUAAUGUUAUUAAUAGUGAAUUAUUAAGUGUUAGCUUUUAGUCUUAUUUUAAUUUGGGUUUCCAUUUCUCCCCAAUAGUCUUGUCUUUCAACAUCUAUAUUAAAGCCACUGUAAAAAUGAAAUAAAUGUGGACAAAAUGUAUAUAAGAA
Podarcis lilfordi (Lilford's wall lizard) is the source of this 43013-nucleotide messenger RNA. The record is from the annotation of a GenBank genome assembly. Lineage: Eukaryota; Metazoa; Chordata; Lepidosauria; Squamata; Lacertidae.